Messenger RNA from Nymphalis io (European peacock), 10072 nucleotides. Its product is annotated as cytospin-A-like. Lineage: Eukaryota; Metazoa; Arthropoda; Insecta; Lepidoptera; Nymphalidae. Gene Ontology annotation, molecular function: protein binding. The transcript is spliced from 25 exons. The record is from RefSeq and is a predicted model, not a curated record. Gene Ontology annotation, cellular component: filamentous actin; microtubule organizing center. Gene Ontology annotation, biological process: actin cytoskeleton organization. The coding region runs from base 382 to 6489 and encodes 2035 amino acids.
GCAUUCGGCUCCCUAUCGCCCUGCUAUUUCAACUGGCUAGGUUAUAGUUUGGGCGCGCGCUCUAGCGUCCUGUCGUUUCCCACCCGGCCGGCCGGUAGUCAGUUACGCCACGAACGUACCAACUGUCGCGUCUGUUUUACACUAUGUGACUUAAUUAAUGCGUAUUUUUAGCGUAUAGUGAAUAUUGUAGUUAAUGGAGUAAAAUAAAGAUUAUGUUUUAGAGAACAUAGUUUAAUUGAAGUGAUAAAAUCAUCCAAAGGUUUAAACUGUUUUCUGUGAUAUUUUAAGUGAUUAGAACUGUUUAGCUUGUGGACUGACCUUCAUUAUAGACGAUAUUCAAGACAAGCGGAUGGAAUAUUUUAAAAAUGGAUCGAGGAGGUUAUGCAGCAGAAGGUGCCAAAGGUGCCUAGUAACAUCAAAGUCCAGCAACCACAAAGUUCUUCAUUCAUCCGUAAAGGCAUAGCGGCAAAUUUUUUCAAGACAACCUUCAGCUCACGAAGCAAGGCGGUUCCAACCGCCACUUCCUUCUCGGUUCAAGAAACAAACAAAAUAGGUAGUGCGGAGACUAAGCCUGUUACAAGAAAUAGACCAAGAACCGUACCUCAACCUGAAACGAAGAUCAGGAGACGGAAUAGUGAAAGAAAUCUAAGUCUUCGAACUGAUAAAACCUUGGAAUCUCCUGGGCCUUUGAGCAAUACACCUACUACACCAGAUUACGGGGGUACUAAAACUGUUAAAAAGGACCUAAGUUCCAAUGUCUUGAAGAUAAUAAGAAAAGCACCCGCACCGCCAAAACCGCCGCCAAAAACUCCAGAUUCCUUACUGCCGCCCACUUUGAAGCCGAAAGUUCCAGAGAAAGUUAAAUUAAAACGUGAGAAAUAUGUAAACAACAACACUGUUUGGACUAAUGCAAAUGUGAAGAGUGAGAAAAAAAUUCCAUUAAUUAAUAUUCGAGGACCAAGUCAGGGGAAGCAGGAGGCGACCCUGAAAGGCGCUCCGUCAGUGUCAAGCCUCGACUCGAAGCACCACAAGGUAGCCCCGGCUAGAGAAAAAUCACAUAAAAUAUUCGGAUCCAAAGAGAAACUACACAAGGCACAUAAAAAGAAGGAUUUAGGGAAUAACAAUGCUGUAUUAGAGGAUCCUGAAUUGAGGGAGGGCUUAGAGUUCGAAGAUGGACAGGACAGGGAUCAUGAUUACGGCAGCGCGGAGGAGUUGGGGGUGGGUUCCGUAGAUGAGCGGGGCUCCCAAGAGUGCAUCAGCCUACCAGUGACGCUGAACGCCGACCACAUGCCGGGCUUCCAAGAGGUCGAGCUGAGGCCUAGAGUACCAUCUGAGGUAUCGCUCACAUCAGGAGUUCGUGAAUUAGAAUCUCUAAGAAGAGAGCUGGAAGCGAGUGCAAUGGAGCGGGCUCAACUACAAGCUCGCGUGGACGAGCUGCUGGAACGAGCCAAUGAAGCCGAUAGAUUGCGGGCUGAACUUGAACGACUCAAGAAUCACGAGUCGGAACGCGAAGCGGCGCUCGAGCGCCUCGCCGACGAGAACGGCGCGUUGCGGGCGCGCCUGCGCGGCGUGGCGCACUCGCCGCUGUCGGACAGCGAGAAGCGCCAGCUGCUGCUCGCGCCGGCGCCGCGCCGCAUGCACUCGUCCGCGCCCGCCUCCAUCGCGCUGGCGCACAAUGGCGAAGGAGACAGCGGCGAAGCGAGUACUCCAGAAUGGGACAAGCAUUCUUCGUCUUCUCUCAGCGAAGUAUCCGUCGCUUGUCUACAGGAUCGCAUCCUGCAAAUGGAAGAACACCAUUACAGCACGAGCGAAGAACUUCAAGCAACCCUGGCCGAACUUGCCGAUUUGCAAUCCCAGUUGGCCGACGCACACGCCGACAAUGAAAGGUUGGCCGACGAGAAGCAAGUUUUAUUGGAAUCUCUGUGCCGGCAAACUGAGAAAUUAGAAGAUAGUCGAACGAAGGUCGAUACGUUACAAGAGCUAUUGAUGAGGGAAGACGUGGAACCCGAGACAGUAGUGUCGGGCGAUGUCGACCAACAGCUGUUCGCUGUAUUGAAGGUGUCCCAAGAAGAGCGGAGACUUCUGCUGAGCAAACAAGAACAGCUCGAGGCCGAUCUGAAUCAAACGAAAACGACGUUAGAGGAGAAAACCAAAGAAAAUGAAACAUUGACUGAAAGAAUUAGGUCGCUGGAGCUGAGCCUGGAGCGCGCCGAGGCCGAGCGCUGCCAGUGGGAGCAGGAGGCGGGCGCGGCGCGCGAGGCGGCCGGCGCGCGGCAGCAGCAGAUCGCCACGCUCGGCGACCUGCUGGCGGCGGCGCAGGCGCAGCUGGCGGGCGCGGCCGAGGGCGCGGCGGCGGCGGAGGCGGCGGCCACGGCGGCGGCGCGGCGCGAGGCCGACGCGCGCGCGCACGCGCUGGCCGAGCGCCUCGCGCACGCGCAGCGCCAGCUCGACCGCGCGCACUCCGACGCGCGCAAGCUGCACGACGACGCGCUCGUAUCGAGGAAUACCGCCAAAUCUACAAUAUCAGAGUUGGAGUUUCAGCUCGAACAGUUGCGUCAGGAGAAGACUGCUCUUCAGGGAGAACUGCAGACCUUGCAGGAGAAUUCUUCAGAAUUGCAGAUACAAGUACAAGUAGCAACGGACGAAAAAUUAGCGUUAAUGAGUCGCGCGGGGGAAGCGCUCGCACGAGCGGCCGACCUCGAGCGACAGCUGCAGGACUCGCGCGCGCGACUCGCACAGGUCACGCGCGACAGGGAGAGAGAUGAGGCAGAAUGGAAACAGUUCCAGAGCGACUUGUUGAUGACUGUUCGAGUCGCAAAUGACUUCAAGACAGAAGCCCAGAGAGAACUAGAGAGACUUGUCUCUGAGAACAAGAUCGCAAGAGAUCGCAUACGGCUGCUCGAAGACCAAAUGCACUCUCUUAAAGGUAUUGACAGUCAAGGAUCUAUGGAUAGCACGCGAAAUUAUUCUGACGGAAAGAUCUUGUCAAAAGAUUCUGAAAGCUUUGAUUCGAACAGUGAAUGCUCUUCGAUAGACGUUUUUAAAAAUAUUAGAUCGCGAUACUUAUCGAGGGUUCACAGCGUUAACGAACUCCCCAAGGUCGCUAGUUUGGUAGAUCAAGCUUUCUAUAAAUCAUGUAAUAAUUUAUCUCAAAGUGAUUCGGAUGUAAGUGUGCCUAAAGAGCUUAAACUUGAAAUAGAUAACGUGACGACUGAUGAAACGAAUGACGAUGAAAGUUACAAAUCCAGUUUGGAAAAUGCAGACGAUUGUCAGAGUAAAGUUUUAGCAGAAGCUGUUCUAACACCCUUUGAAAGUAAAGGUUUGAAGAGACAAGAUGCCCUCGACGGUUUCUCGAAGAAGAUUAAUCGUCAGGAUGCUGUAGACAACGACCCUGAUCCAAUCAAUGAUAAUGUUAAUUAUAAUUUUAGGUCUGAAUCUAAUAAUAUUAAAAAGAUAGAAAAAAAUAGUAUUUUUAACAAGAAUCUCUCGAAUUUAUUUAAUGGCAAACAAAAAUCUUACAGUACAGAUAAUCUUAAUGUAAAUACAGAGUUUAAAAAUGCUCUUAAAGAGGCAACUAGCAUAGAAUUUUUAGAUAACACGUACAAUGUUAGUGAAUCGUCUUUGUUGAGCGAAGGAUCAGACAGUGUUUUCUUGUCUCCGUUAGAAAAAAAUAAUAAUGUAAUUAAUUUAAAUGCCAAAAAAACCUUUAUUAAAAAUAUAAACAAAACAGAUAAUGUAAAUGAUAUUCCAUCGGAAACUAUGGAAGCAAAUAUAUUGAAUUUACCCGUAGUAAAAGCAGAGUCUAUUCUUCCAUUUCCGUAUCCGGAUGACAUAAGUUGUAGAAGGAAAUCUGAUGGCGUUUAUGAUAUAUACGUACAUCCCACGGAAUUUAAUAAAACAUACUUCAAUAAUACAAUUGAAAAUGACUUUAAGAAAGUCAAUGAAGAACUAAAAGUUAAUUUCAAAGCAGCCUUGGAUAGAAUAAGCGGAAACGAUAUACAAUCUACGACGACAAAUAAAUUGUUAAUUAUGUCUAAGACAACUAUAGAUUCACCAAUAUUGGACAUAGAUAAUAACUCAGAUAUUGUUGAUAAUUUCGUGCCAGUAAAACGUCUGUCAACAUUUAAAGGGGAAGAAAAUAUUCUUCAACGAAACGAAUCAAUAAAUAGUGUUAAGGAAAACUAUGUUAUCGACCUCUUUGAAGAUAAAUUAUCAAGUAAAAAUAAUGACGUCGGCGAAGAAUUUCAUGGGGUCAAAUCUUCAAAAGUAGUUAAUAAUGUUAAAGAUCAUAAAGAAAAUAAUGUAAAUGUUAUACCAGAAAACGGAGACAAAAAUCUUAGAAGUACGAACAAUGUAAAUAUUAUUGAGGUAACUAACUUGAAUGAUCCGAAAACAACACUCGAAGCUGCAAUCGAUGAUAACGUCAGUUAUCAUUUAAAAAUAAAUACUGUCACUGAUUUCGAUCCUCCAAACGUAUCUGCUGGGACACGCGAUAAUGAACCGAAUGACAUUGACAAUAAAGUUAAAACUACUCUAACUCCAAUGAGCGUGGUAAACUCCAAAAUAGACGGUUCAUCGUCUCCGAUAAUACUUAGUCCUGUUUUAAUUCAACCAAUAUUUUUCCAACCAAACAAUGCAGUUUUAGAAUUGAAUUUAACGAAUGAUACCAAAAAAGGAACAGUUUAUUAUGAUGACAUCGAUCAAGUGAUUACCAAAGAUUGUUCUAAACUGAAUGAAGUGACAAAGGAUUCUGAAAGUAAGCGGAAAGGUAUUUAUCAGAAAAAUAAUAAAACAAAACAACUUCCAUUUUUAUCUUUGAAGAUGUUUGGAUCUAAUGAAAAUGUGAUGGAAUCGAAAUCGUCUUCACCAAACAGAAGUCCUACGAAAACAGUAGUCAGGUUAUCAAAAACACCAGAGUGGUUAAUUGAUAACCAGUAUUAUCAACCCAUGCAAAACGUACCAUUUGUCAUUAACACAGCGCAGACAUUUGUCAAAGAAACCCUACCAAAACAGGAGCUUCCUAUAAAACGAAUCAACUCAAACCCAUUUAUAUCUUUCGAUCAAUCGAAGCAAGUACAGGAACAAGAGAAUUAUUACGAGGAAAUAGGAGAACCGAUAUCAUUGAGUCAAACGAUUAACGUCGCAGAUGACGAAAAGAUAUCGAGCAAAACUCCGACAGCCGAUGAUUUUAAAAGCAUAACUCGCGAAGAACUUCUUAAAGUACCGAGAAAACCAAAACGAACAAAGAAACAUGAAACGACAGUACCUAGUAAAACUAAACAUGAAAACAUUGAAGAAAAUAAACCAAAUAGUAUUACGAAAUCCGCUAUAUUCCUCUCGCGAACGCCGAGUGCAAACGAUACUACUAAAAAAUCAUCAGGAUCUGUCUCUGAUAUCGUUCAAAGUUUAGUUAAAAAUCAGAUCGAACCCAUGCCUCAAGUACCAUUAAGAAAGCUUUCCCUGCAGAGUCAGAAGUCGCCUAACACAGAAAUAGAUACGGGUUCGCUUCCUCGCUUACGAAAAACAUACCACUGGAAGACGUUGGAACACAAACGGCUAUCACAUCCGAUACGGUCAUUAAACGACACCUCGACUUCAAGACCUCUACCUAUACCUCCUCGAACAGAAGAGACGCCGCCUCCCCCUCCGUUACUGUCCAGCGCUUCUUUGCAAGACAUCAUGGCGACUGCUGCAUCGCAUAGACGGACCAAAGGUGUAAGUAGACAAGAUUCGCGUCUGUCAGUGAAGUCCCUGAUUGAGAGUAUAGAGAACGCAGCGAAGGCGGCCAAACAGUCGCCGGCCACCACGCCGGUCACCGAGUGGCCGCAGGUCCAAACAACAGCGGGCGUGACGAACCCAUCGACUAACAUGAAGAACGGUAUGUCGGAACCGACGCCCGCCACCAACGGCACCGCCAACUACUCCGCCAAGCCCCCCGCGCCCCGGAACAACCGACCCUCUCCCAUCACCACAGAGACUGCGGCAAGCGGCGCCAACAUGACCAACAUGAGCAGCAUGACCAACAUCGCCAACAUGCCCGACGAGCAGCGAGCCCUGGCCACUCUCCAACAGAAGGCCAUCGAGUCGUUCGUAAGGAGAAACAGCUACGGAGAUAUAUGUGAGAGAAAGGAUCCGUUGAACGCGUUGCAAGUGAAGAACGGCGGCUCGAAGCGCAACGCGCUGCUCAAGUGGUGCCAGCAGAAGACCACGGGAUACAACAACAUCGAUAUCACCAACUUCAGCUCGUCGUGGAACGACGGCCUGGCGGUGUGCGCGCUGCUGCACUCGUACCUGGGCGAGGCGCGCGUGCCGUACGCGUCGCUGUCGCCGCACGACAAGCGCACCAACUUCUCCGUCGCCUUCGCCGCCGCGGAGUCCGUCGGGAUACCCACCACGCUCAAUAUUCAAGAUAUGAUACAACAGGAGAGACCGGACUGGCAGCAGGUGAUGGCGUACGUAACCAGCAUUUACAAACAUUUCGAGACGUAGACUGUAUUUAUAGCGUUAUAAAGACUAAAUUCGAUUGAUACUAUAAAUCAUUAAUCGUUCCAUAUAUUUAAACAAACGUUAUUGGCACAAACCGCUCUUCGUACGUUUCUAUCUAUUGACGUAUAAUAUUUUCCAGUAACAGAGGGAGUAAAGAUAAACAAACCUAUGAUUUAUACAUCUUUGUCAAUAGCUCUGCUGUAUUAUGCGCUACAAGCACUUCUUGAUUACUAUAUCAUUAUUUAUAAUACAACACUAUUGCACUAAACUACUUUUAUUCACUUUAAUUUUACUUCUAAACUUCCUUGUAAUAACUUCGCCGACAAUCAAAGCCGCCAUUUUAUCACGAAACCAUAGAUCAUUUCAUGUUAAUUUAAGGUCAAUGGUUAUAUAUUUAUCUUUACCCCUCGUGCCAUUGGAAUCAGGCUGUAGUAUAAUCUGUUCUUCCAAAACGUUCUUAUAACUGACCAACACUGAAAUUAAGAAAAAAAAACUUACGAUAAGAAUAAAUCGACAAACAUCGUUCUUAACAUACUUCAUGUGAAACGGAACGUUUAUGAUCUAGAAAGUUCGAUAUUCAAAGCCGAAAAGGCAGUCUGAUAGGUUGUAAAGUAACAUUCCUGUAAGGAUAAUUUAGGAUUCUAAACCAAUCGCAAUAGUUAAGGCAAAAAUAAAAAAUAAAUGAGUUCUAUAAUAUCAAACGCACCUUAUGAACAAGCCAAGUGGACAGCCUAAAGCUGCUUCCACACUUAUACGGUACGUCUUAUGAUUUCAUAAUCCGUAUCCGUAACAGCCUGUGAAUGUCCCACUGCUGGGCUGAAGGCCUCCUCUCCUUUUUUGAGAAGGUUUGGAGCUUAUUUGGAUUUCGUAAUACCAUCACGUAUAUAUGUCAGUAUGUAAAAUUGCAUUUAUAUGUAAUUUUAUCCUUAUUUAUUAUACAGCUGAAUAUCAAUAUUCACUCUGUUUAUGUUAGACCAUAACGAUUUUUUGACUCCAAAUGGCUUCAACAUUGUGACGUUCGUGUAUUACUAAGCAAACAUAGCACUAUUUAAUGCGUAUUUUUUUAUCAUUAUCGAAAUAUAAAUGAUUCAAUUAGACUUAUAAGAACCAUCUUUGAGUCAUCCAUCGUUAGUCGUUCAGUUACAUUUAGACAAACGUUUUUUUUAUAUAGAAUUGGAAGGCGGACGAGCAUUUGGGCCACCUGAUGGUAAGUAGUCACCAACACCCAUACACAUUGGCAUUGUAAGAAAUGUUAAUCAUCGCUUACAUCACCAAUGCGAUGUUAUGUCCCAUAUGCCUGUUUUACAUUACAUUAAUUAUACUGGCUCACUCAACCUUCAAACCGGAACACAAUAAUACCGAGUACUGCUGUUUUGCGGUAGAAUAUCUGAUGAGUGGGUGGUACCUACCCAGACGAGCUUGCACAAAGCUCUACCACCAGUAAUGCCACGUCAUGCCACUAUAUAUAUAUAUAUAUAUUCCAAUAAUUUGUAUGUUACAUAUAAUACCUUUUUCAUAUUAUAAUGUGUAUGUUUUUAAAUAUUGCGAUUGGCUUAUUGCGUGUGAUAGUUUAAAUCAUGUCCGCCAUUUUGUGAGAUUUCGCCUUCGAGUUGUGUGAGGAAUUGAUAGCCGUCUUUCCAUAUAGAGACUGAUAUGAUAGGUUAGUUGGGUCACGAUCUUUUUGUAAGCGUUACUCUAUAGAUUGACAAUUGCCAGGGGUCGGCAAUUUCUUUUUUGUUUUUUUUUUUUUUGUAAGUGUAUUCAAAAUGUUUACGCGCAUUUGUUAUUUUCGUGAUAUUUAAAAUUUCAAAUGGUUGUUAACCUCUGGCAUUUGUUAGGGUGUGUACACAUAAGCGUAUUAACAUGGGUCUCCAUGGUUUUAUUAAUUUGAAAUGUAUAACUGACAUAGCCAUAUAUAUAUACGGAUAAAUACCUAAAUAAAAUAAAAGGUAAUAAAUAGAACUUAUAUAACCAAGACAUACAAAUAUACCACACAUAAAUGUGUAUACACCUUAAAAAUAAAGAAAAUUAGAGUAAGGUAGAGAUAAUGAAACGCCUUAGAAUAGAACGGCCUUGGUAUUGUAUGCGAGAGUAUAUUUUGUAGUAUUGAGUAUAAGGUUUAUAAUCGUAUGAAUUUUCUGAUCGUCUGUCCCCCUCAUACUAUUAACGGGUUACAGUAUAUGUAAUAAAAUGUUAAACAGUAUGUAUAAUGCCAUUAUAAAUUAUGAUAAAAUAGACUUGUAUUAUUGUAUAAUCAGCCUUUGAUGUCUAUAUCCAGUUUAACGCCUUGUUAUAAGUAUAUACACUUUAUAUAUAACUAUCUCGACGCGAGACGCUGCACCAAUUAUAAUUAAACUUAAAGGUUAUUCAUAGAAUUGCUUACAAAAAUCGACUUUCAAAUUUAGCAUCAUUAUACUGUACUGGACGUUGUUUAUUGAAAAUACAUUUAAGUUUGGUAGGAUGAUAAGCUGAACACCGUUGUCUUCUUCUUUCAAAUGUCAAAUCAAUGAUGACAGAAAGGGAGAACUAAUAAACUUUUAUAUGUGAAGCCGUAUAUAGAGUAUACGAUGUAUAAGUAUUCAAAGAUAAUGUAAAAACAAAUUAAAGCCGAUAUUAAUGUAUAUCAUUGGUAAUGAAAAAAAUGCAACUGUGCUAAGUUUGUAGUACAUGCUUCAUGAUAAUAUGCUUUGGAAGAAAUGAAAGUUAUUAUACAAAUAAUCUAAUUAAUACAAUAACUACGUUUUUUUUUUUGACUUGUUAAUAAUAUUUCAUAUGGCAACCUCUUCUGAUUAAAAUAAUAAAAAACAAAUCGAGUUCAGUGAUAUAGUCUAUGGUCUACUUUAUUUCAAUAGACUGUAAGAUUCUGAAGUCAUGAUAAAAGUAAAAGCCAUUACGCAAAUUGAACAUAACUAUAUUUUUGUUUAAAAUUUAAAAUGCUAAUGAUGAUUUUUUUUUUUAAAAAAAACUUUAGAGAGGGAUAUUGUCUAUGGCCUCUUUAAUUCCAUUCAAUGUGUACAUUGUUCGUUAGGUUAUGAUUGGUGACAGUUUUUGUGAUUGUAUUGAAGAUUGAUGUAUGAUGGUGAUGCACACGGAAUUUGAAUUAUUAUAUUGUGAAUAAUAUUUUCUUGUACCUAUAUAUAAUACAUUCUAGCGUUUGAAAUUUAUGUGUCAAUAAAUUUACUGAUAGUAAUUUAUGAUCGAAAAUUAAAUGAAUAUUCUCAAUUUUUUUUGUGACGAGAUCUCUAUAUGAGAGAAAGAGACGACUAUAUACUUGUAAUGAUAUAAUAUACGCCUUCUUGUCAUCUAUAGUGUUAUCUCUGUCUCGAGACUGAUUUCAUACAAUCUACAUUGUUUUAUGUCAUUUAUAGAUAAAGUAUUUUUCAAAUGAUGUUUUAUGCUCAUUGAAAUAGAGUUCAUUUUUGCAUUUGAUUAAUGUGUUUGCUAUAAAUGUUCGUCGUAUAUAAUAAACACGAAUUCUCGUUUCGCAAUGUGACUGCUAUUUGUUGAAGCUAUAUAAAUUAAUUAUCUAUUUUCUGAUAUCUGUAUUAUUGUAAAUAUAGCUAAAAUAAAGUUCCUGGUUUAUUUU